Molecule: messenger RNA, 7902 nt
Organism: Calidris pugnax (ruff)
Lineage: Eukaryota; Metazoa; Chordata; Aves; Charadriiformes; Scolopacidae
Gene: NHSL1
Product: NHS like 1
Exons: 9
Coding region: 1-6192 (2063 amino acids)
Biological process (GO): cell differentiation
Source: RefSeq, a predicted model, not a curated record
AUGCCGUUCCCCCUGCGGACCCUGGAGCCCCUGAAGCUGUGCAGGUUGGAGGAGGCCGGCGGGGACGGCGCGGAACGGGGCGGCCCGGUUACGGGGGGAGAUCACGGCGGGACGGCGGAGGGGGGAGGCGGCGGCGGCGGAACCGGUGGACGGCGCCGCGGUUCGGUACCCCUUUUCGGGGCGCUGGAGCAGGUCAGUUCGUACGCCCUGGUGUCGCUGCUGAUGCAGCUCUCCGACCUCUCCCGUUGCGCCGGCGACAUCUUCGGCGGGAUCCUCAGCGAGGCGGAUUCCCUCUGCCACCGCAACGCCCGGCUCCAGCGACGACUGGGAGCCCUGGAAGCGCUUCUCGCCCGCCUCGACCACCGCAAAGUCAAGAUCCCCGUUUCCAACCUAGAUGAAGAGAGUAGAUGGACCGUGCACUACACUGCUCCGUGGCACCAGCAGGAGAAUGUGUUCCUGCCUUCCUCGAGACCACCUUGUGUGGAGGACCUGCACCGACAAGCCAAGCUGAACCUCAAGUCAGUACUGAGAGAGUGUGACAAGCUGCGGCGGGAUGGCUACCGGAGCUCCCAGUAUUACUCUCAGGGCCCCACCUUCUCCUCCUCCUCCUCCUCCAGCGCCAUCUGUGGAAGUUACCAGGACGAUUAUGAAGAAAUUGAGCAAAAGUGUCCCGUCUCUUCCCCCGAAGAAGAAAAGCUUAUUACCAUCAAAAGGCCUAAAACUCCAGUUUCAAAUGAGUUAUCAGAUAUCAACACCCAAACCAACUGGACCAAGUCCCUCCCACUGCCAACGCCCGAAGAGAAAAUGCGACAGCAAGCACAGGCCGUCCAGACAGAUGUGGUUCCUAUUAAUGUGACUGGGGAGAAUUUCGACCGCCAAGCCAGCAUUCGGCGGUCUCUAAUUUACACAGACACGGUGGUAAGACGGCCGAAGAAAGUCAAAAGGAGAAAGACUAUUACAGGAAUCCCUGACAACAUACAAAAGGAGCUAGUUGGCAGUGGCCAAAGUGAUUUCCGAGGGCAUUCCAUGUAUGUCCCGGAUCACUGCUCCACGCUGGGGAGACUGGACAGCUAUCGCUCCGCCAUGCAGCGCUCCGAAACCAAGGACACCAGCUGCCAGACGGAGGAAAUCAAAGUUGUGCCCCCUUCAAUGAGGAGGAUACGGGCGCAGAAAGGACAAGGCAUCGCAGCCCAGAUGUCUCAGUUCUCCAGCUCCUCUGGAAACAUGUCGGUGAUGAGCGAUUCCGCCGCCGUGAUAUUUGCUUCACGCCAAAAUAGCGACAUGGGGUUUCACAGCUUGCCUCGGGCCGGUGCCAGGGUGUCUCUGCACUCCCUAGAGCAGACCCAGAGCAUCUCUAGGCAGGCAGAAGACAUGGCUGGCACUUUACCCCACCAGCUAAGUAAAUUGCAAGUGGAUGAGAAUGUUGUGCACCUGAGGAAUAACCCCACCACGGGGACCCUGUCGAGGCCAAAGUCUCAAGAGGUGAGAAGCUACGAGAGCGAAAAGUCCGCCGGCCCAGCGUGCGUGGUCUCUCCUCAUGCCACCUACUCAACCAGCAUCAUCCCCAACGCCACGCUGUCGUCCUCCUCAGAAGUUAUUGUAAUUCACACUGCCCAGAGCCUUGGAUCGUUGGACAGCAAAAGUACCAGCUCCUCUGCCUACCCAAAGCCAAGGGACAAUCCUGUGGCCAGCGGUGCAGUAAGUGGGAAGGAAGAUCACCAUUCCUCAAGCGGUAACUGGAGCGAGAGCAGCUCCACGCGUCACUCACAGACCUCAGAUACCAUCCCAUCCAACGCUGCCAUGAUACUUUCUCUUGGUGACUCCGCCGUCUCUCUUAGCACUCCUGGAAACCCAGAGGCUGGGUCUCAAAGCGGGAGCUACAGCUGCAGGAACAAUCUGGCUUUGCCAAACCCUUCCCAGGACAGCAGCGAUGGUAGGAGUGAAUCCAGCUACUCUGGGGAGCGAGCCCAAGCAGCGGCCACCAGCGCAGAGCAUUGGCUCUACAAGUCUGCAGAAAACAACGAGACUCCUUCACGCAAGGUGGUUUGUACCCCACCGGGCUGUGCCACUCCAGGGAGCAACCUGAGCAGCAGCAGCUUGGAGAGGACUUCGGUCAGGGACGAUUCUGCUUCUCUCUAUUCUGUGGACCACGAUGGUUAUUACAGUUCCAUGCAUACGGACUCCGGGCUGAAGUCAGACGUGCCGUGCAAUAGCACGAAUGGCUUUGGGAACCCCAGAGACAGCGUGAUAAACGUCUUUGAAGGAAAGGAGAAGAAACAUCAGGAUGACCAGUCAGGCCAAGGUGACAAAUCCCUCGCAAGAAACAUCUCUCUGAAAAAGGCAAAGAAGCCGCCUUUGCCACCAUCCAGAACAGACUCGCUCCGGAGGGUGCCCAAGAAGAAAGCCCAGUCCAACGGGCAGGUACUCGAUGAAACCCUCAUCGCCACCCUCCAGCACUCUCUGCAGUUGAACCUCAAGUGCAAGAACGGCAGCUCCCCUUCCCAGAGCCCCUGCAGCGAUUACGAGGAUCCCUGGGUGCUGCGCUCCCGCAGCCAGAGCUCGGUCAGCGCCAGCAGCAGCAUGAUGUCCACCACGGCUCCAAACCUCUACUCCAUCUGCACCGUCACUCCCUCUCAGAGCGAAACCAGCAGCAUCAAGUCGGAGUACGCUGACCAGUGGGGCUACUACAGCGACUACGCGGCGGUGGCGGAUGACCAGGUGAAGUCCCCCGUGACCCCUUCCGCCAGCACGUCGUCUGCUCUCAGCGAUUACAGCGGGAGCCACUUCAGUGAUGGCUCAAGGGCUUCUGUGCCACAAGUGCCCACUGGACUGGCCAAACCAAAGAGUGCUUCUCCGGAGAAAUCCCACCGAGUCACAUCGCCGUCGAGUGGGUACUCCAGCCAGUCCAACACACCCACUGCGCUUACUCCAGUGCCUGUGCUUUUAAAAUCCUCAUCCUCGGGAAAUGGGAAAUCCAAGCUGAAGCCUAAAGUGCCUGAGAGGAAAUCCUCUCUUCUGUCUUCAGUCUCCAUGUCUUCAUCCUCCCCUCCUCCAGCAGAAGUCAUGGACCUGUCACCAUUGCCAGCCUCUCCCACCUUCCCCCCUCCUCCGCCAGAAGCUGAUGUAAGUUCUUCCUUUGCCCAGACUGUCCCAUGGUUUCCACAAGAAGCCUCCAUCGGUUCGUUCGCUUCCCCGGUUCUCCCUCCUUCUACUUUCCCCUUAGCUGUCCCGCCACCAGCACCACCUCUGGAUCCCAAACUAACAAAAGGUGCAACGAUACACCCACAGUAUUCUUUUAAAAAGCGUGGUAACCAGGAAGAUGCUUGCUACAGCCCAGCGAAACAGCCACUCAACAAGCAAGACGCAUCGAGACCCGUGAUGCCCUUAGUAACUACCAAAGCUUUGCAAAUGGUGCAGCUGAGGUCUGUGAGAAAAGCCACGGAAGGUGAGCCAUCACCUGAAUCUGCUUCUGAAAGCCUCUCUCAGGAAAAGGGUACUGUCAAUUCCUCCUCGCAGCCUUCCCUGAAGCCAUCUCUCUCACUGAGACUCAGUCACAGCUUCAGCGAAGAGGAAAUGAAAACUCAAGGUACUUCAUUUAAAAACUCAGUUCAGACCCUGGCUCGGGGCUCUCCUCUCGUUCUCUCUGAUGAUGUACCUGCACUUGAGAGCCAUCAAAAGCCUGCGAGCGCGGUAGGUCUGAACAAGUCUUUGGAAGCUGCUUCGCUGGGGACACCUACUGAAGACACACCUGAGUCCCCAGGGCAGGGCGAAGACCUCCGUGCUUCUGGCACGUCACCUCAGGGGUCACCAGCAUCCCCCGACAAGGCUCAGGUUGUAUUGCUGAGCAAGAAGCCACCUCCUAUUUCCAAGAAACCCAAACUGUUCCUCGUCGUGCCACCUCCACAAUUAGAUCUUGCGGCAGCGGAGAAAAUAGCCGAAGGGGGUGAUCCUGCCAGAAGUACAUCGAGCCCAACGAAGAGAGAGGCUGUGCUCGCACACUGCAAGGAGGCGAGGAACUGUCUUACAGAUGGACUCAGUUCUGGCGAGAUGGACUCUGGCAGCCUGGUUCCUGAGGGAGGAGGAGCUGCCGGAUUCACCUUCUCGGAGCCAGCGGGAGCUCCUGCCUUUGUGGUACAGCCUGCUGCAUCACCAGUGCAAGAAGAAGCCAGGCAGGAGGAGCAGCCUGCCUUUGAUGAAGGAAGCAGCUCGGGCAGCAGCCAGGACGGCGGCAGUAACGCCGACGGGCACCUGUCUCAGGAGAACGAAAGUGGUGAGUCUCCUUUCUCCUGCGAGGAGGCGAGGAACUGUCUUACAGAUGGACUCAGCUCUGGCGAGAUGGACUCUGGCAGCCUGGUUCCUGAGGGAGGAGGAGCUGCCGGAUUCACCUUCUCGGAGCCAGCGGGAGCUCCUGCCUUUGUGGUACAGCCUGCUGCAUCACCAGCUCAAGAAGAAGCAGCCAGGCAGGAGGAGCAGCCUGCCUUUGAUGAAGGAAGCAGCUCGGGCAGCAGCCAGGACGGCGGCAGUAACGCCGACGGGCACCUGUCUCAGGAGAACGAAAGUGGUGAGUCUCCUUUCUCCAGCUUUUCUUCUUCUUCGAAAUCCUCAUCCUCGGGAAAUGGGAAAUCCAAGCUGAAGCCUAAAGUGCCUGAGAGGAAAUCCUCUCUUCUGUCUUCAGUCUCCAUGUCUUCAUCCUCCACUUCUCUUUCUUCGAAUACAUCUACUGAAGGGAGCGUGAGCGUGAAGAAACUGGACCCCACCCUGAGCUCUCCUGUGGAUUCUGCUGCUUCGCUGGGGACACCUACUGAAGACACACCUGAGUCCCCAGGGCAGGGCGAAGACCUCCGUGCUUCUGGCACGUCACCUCAGGGGUCACCAGCAUCCCCCGACAAGGCUCAGGUUGUAUUGCUGAGCAAGAAGCCACCUCCUAUUUCCAAGAAACCCAAACUGUUCCUCGUCGUGCCACCUCCACAAUUAGAUCUUGCGGCAGCGGAGAAAAUAGCCGAAGGGGGUGAUCCUGCCAGAAGUACAUCGAGCCCAACGAAGAGAGAGGCUGUGCUCGCACACUGCAAGGAGGCGAGGAACUGUCUUACAGAUGGACUCAGCUCUGGCGAGAUGGACUCUGGCAGCCUGGUUCCUGAGGGAGGAGGAGCUGCCGGAUUCACCUUCUCGGAGCCAGCGGGAGCUCCUGCCUUUGUGGUACAGCCUGCUGCAUCACCAGCUCAAGAAGAAGCAGCCAGGCAGGAGGAGCAGCCUGCCUUUGAUGAAGGAAGCAGCUCGGGCAGCAGCCAGGACGGCGGCAGUAACGCCGACGGGCACCUGUCUCAGGAGAACGAAAGUGUGGAGGUGUUGGAGGCAGAGGCAGCAAACAGCACCUUCCUGCCCGGCAAUGGUUAUGGGGAGGAGACGGACGGAGUGGCCACACCAGCGAGACCAAGGACUACUGAGGAUCUUUUUGCAGCCAUUCACAGAUCCAAAAGGAAAGUCCUUGGCCGUAAAGACUCGGAAGACGAGCGUACCCGCAACCAUUCUCCGUCGCCCCCCGUAACUCCCACCGGUGCUUCCCCCACUUUGGCCACCCUCCGACAAGCCGGGUCCAUCCAGAGGAGCGUCCGCAAGAGCAGCACCAGCAACGACAACUUCAAAGCCCUUCUGCUGAAGAAAGGGAGCCGUUGUGACACCAGCUCCCGCAUGUCCGCCGCCGAGAUGUUGAAGAACACGGACCCGCGGUUCCACCGACCGAAGGCGGAGGCUUCUCCGGACCUUUCCGACAGCCCCACCACCUGCUCGCCCAGCAAGAACAAACGGGCCCAGGAAGAGUGGGCCAAGAGCGAGGGCUUGAUGCCAAGGAGCAUGUCCUUCUCUGGAACCAGGUACGGACGGUCGCGAACCCCUCCCUCGGCGGCCAGCAGCAAGUACAACGUCCGCAACCGCAUCCAGAGCAGCCCCAUGACCGUCAUUAGCGAAGGAGACGGGGAAGCGGUGGAGCAGUCGGAGGGCAGGGGCCGAAGGACUUCGGAAGAGCAUCAGGAGAGGCAGCUGGAUGUGUUUACCAGUGAGGAGAUGGACAUGAGUGACUUUCCGUACGCCGAGGAGGCAGGCUGCAAGGAGACCUUGGAUCCAACCCACCUAGACUUAAUGACUCAACCGGGUGCUUCAAGGAAGUAUCUAAGCCCUUCAGCGGAAGAAAGUUAAAAAGGGGGUGACAAAAGGCGUUGGAUAUUAAAGUCUGGAAAAUGACAGAGGACUAGAUUCCAGAAGAAAGCCCAGACCAGGACAAGUUGACUUUGCUGAGCAUUUAUUCCAUGAACUGCAUGUGCGUGGUUAAAUGCCAGAGCAAGGCUAGUCCUGCAGGGGUGGGGUGGGAGGGGAGGACAGGACUGCCUUGGAAUGAGCGGUCUGCGGCUUCAAGAAAGUUAACACUUGCUUUUAUUUUUAUUUUUUUUUUGGUGUAAAGCCUUAGAAGUCCUCUUGGGGGAGGGGGGGAGUUUUCUCAGAGCCUGUUAGGGGUGUGAAGUUUUUCUGUUUUCUUGAGACUGCAAUCGUGCAGGCAAAAAAUGAGGAAUAAGCCUGAAAAAAAAGAAGAAAAAAAUUAAAAAAAAAAAGAGGAAGGGGAAGGCUCCCGUGGUACAAGCUGGACGUUUGCUUCCCAAAGCGUUGGAGUGAACGGUGCAGGGUAGGGAGGUGGGUGGUGAAGCAGAGAGAGGCAGGAUGGGGGUGCGUUCACCUACGAGAAGGUGGUAGGGUUGGUGUUGGGGUGACAUGGCUCAUUACUGGGGGUGACAUGGCUUUAUUAAUUACUGGAGCACGCCCCAGUGGCAGAAGAAGUGCGUCCUGCUGAAGCAAUUAGGUCGCCAGGUUAUGAAUUGGUCCAGGGUGCUUUUUCUUUAUAUGAUUAAUUUUAUUUUUUGUUUUUUUUUUCCUGAGGGAAAAUGAAAUGGGUAAUUAAGGUGGGAAGGGGAGCUGAGUUUGAUACCGCAGGACUAGCUGCUGUGCAGCCACACGCCCAGGGAAGUCCUCGUUUCCAAAUAAACAGGCUCCCUGGACUCAAAAAAAGCAAUUCUCUCAGAGAAGCGGAGCGGCUGGAUGUGUGCGGGGAGGAUGCGAGAGAGAAGCAGGAGAGGAACUGAGCAGCGAGCUUGCCCGAGUUGUGGGAAGGGUUAAAAAAACGUUUCUGGGUUAGAAAGCCACGUUUUUUUUUGGACUUUGAGAAGAACUUGCACUAGGGAGCUGUAGGUGGAGCUUGUCUUUUCAAUAUUGAAACCCGGGAGUUGUGUUUUGCCAGGAAUCUUUCUCCCCGUUUGUCAAAAUGGGAAGAUGAUUACUUUUCCAUCACUUGAAAUACAGAUACUUGCUAACUUUUGGUUACCAAAGAAUAAGUUACUUUUCCUUUUUGAUUUGCCUGCAGUAUUUCUCUUCUUUUUUUUUUUUUUUUUAACCUUAAUAAUUUAGCGAGGUUGGUUUUUAUUGUAUAUUUUACAGAUAAUAAAAAACAUUUAACGGUUUUCCAAUUGUAAAGAAGACCAUUAAUUAAAACUUAAAUAUUGGCUGGAGUUCUUGGUUCUUAGUAGGAAUGAAGCUUUUCAUUUUUAAGAAGAAUUUUGCAUCUUUUGAUGGCGUGCGCAGUUUUUUGUAUUGUUUGUAAAUAUUGAAAGUUGUUAAAAUAUCUUUUGAUCUCCCUACCUUAGAAUUUAUACAUUUUUAGAUUGCUUUUAAGAAGGAAAAGCACUCUUUGUAGAUUAUUUAUUUUAGAGAAAUAUGCUUGUAAUCUCUUUCUUCAAUCCUUUCCUUGUUAGUAAUGUAAAUUUCAGGGGCCUUUGUUUUAACUCUUCCCGUCAGGAGAGGGGAAUAGUGAUGAAAAUGCUGUGACUUUGCUUCAAUAAAGAAAAAGGCUGCCAGUUGCCA